CCUGCCCCAGUGCUGCAGCCGUGGCCCCUGCCCGCUCCAGGGCUGCCCAGCCCCUUCGGCCUCCCCUCCCGCCCCGUAGUGCUCAUUGCUCCCAGCGUGGGGACUUUGAGGGUGCAGCUGCACCCACCUUUGGGUGUUGCCCGGGCAGGGCGGGACCUGACCCCCUGCACUCGGCGGGGGGCUCCCAGGUGCCUCCUGUCCCCAGCAGCCGGCUCAGCCCCCCCGCGGCAGGUCGCUGGCUCCGCCCGCGGCCCCCGGCUCGUCCCCUCCGCUGCCGCCCCCCUUCCCGAGCCCCCCGCCGUGACUCUGCCCGCGCAGGAUGGGGUGGCCGAGCCGGCGGACCCCCCCGGGCAGGACCCCGCGGAGGCGGAGGCGGACUCCCUGGUGCCCACGCACGACGAGCGGGGCCGCCCCAUCCCCGAGUGGAAGCGGCAGGUGAUGGUGCGGCGGCUGCGGGCCCGGCUGGCGGACGAGGAGGCGGCGGGCGGCCAGGACGCGAGCUCCUGGCGCUUCUCGCCCUCCCGCCAGGCCGUGCUGGGCCCCUUCGGGGAGCUGCUGACCGAGGCAGACCUGCAACAGCUGGAGCGGGCGGUGGAGAGCCUGCGGCUGCGGCGGCGGGGCGAGGCGUACCAGGGCGAGCUGCGGCGCCUGGCGCGGGAGCUGCGCGCCCUCCUGCCGGCCCCCCUGUUCAGCAUCACCGUGCGGAGCCCCCCGCCCGGCCCCGGGCAGCCCCUGCCCCUCUGGUGUGGCCGCCUGGCCGGCGCCGUCAGCAGCCUGGCCGCGCUGCUGGCCCACGCCGAGGGGGCGCGGAUCGCCGCCCCCGCCGCCGCUCCCCCCGCCGCCGCCGGCGGGCAGCCCCGGGAGCCGGCGGGCAGCCUGGCGCAGCGGGAGAUCCGGCAGUGCGGAGUCUGCGUCCGCAGCCUCCGCGGCGCCUUCGAGCCCCCGUGGGGGGCGGCGGAGGGGAAGGCGGCCGGGGGGAGCGGUGCGGAGGCCGCCAGCGACUCGGGCAUCAGCUGCGAGGAGGCGUUAUCCGACGGCGGCGGCGGCGGCUCCCCGAGGCCGGGGCCGGAGUGGGGCAGCCUGAGGAAGGAGCGGAUCGUGAUGCUCUUCCUGAGCCACUGGAGACGGUCCGCCUACGGGCCCCCCCCCGCCGGCCGCCGGGGACCCCCGGGGGCAGCGGGGACCGGGGAGAGGGGGGCGGCCCGCCUGGCGCGGCAGAGGGCUGCCAUCCAGCGGCUUCUGGGCGGCUGGCGGGAGGCCGCCUCCCGCCGCCCCCCGCCCCCGCCGCCCCCCGCCGCCGGCCGCGCCCCGCUCUCCCCGGAGCAGUUCGUGGAGAGGGCCGGGGGGGGGCCGGCCGACUACGAGAGCCUGUCGCUGGAGCUCUUCAUGCUGGGCUAUUUCCGCAUCCUGGAGCAGGAGCUGCCCCCCGAGGAGCGCCGGGGCCGCCACCUCCUCUGCUUCGAGGUCUUCGAGCAGCUGGGCCGGCACGGCUGGCGGGCGGUGCGCGCCUUCCACCGCGCCGUCACCGACGAGAUCGCCGCCGGCCGGCGGGGCUGGCAGGACGGCUUCGACGACAUCAAGGCGAGGUAUUUCGGCUCUCCCCAGAGCUCAGCCCGGCGGCCGGGGGAGGCCGGAGGAGAGGGGGAGGAGAUCUGCCGCUACAUCGACCGCAGCUUCGCCUUCUGGAAGGAGAAGGAAGCCGAGAUCUUCAGCUCGGAGGAGUGAUGCCUGCUGGCGGGGGGGGCGGAGGGCUGCGUGAAGCCGCGGGCCGCAAUAAACGCCUUUCCGGUUCUGUCCGA
Messenger RNA from Aquila chrysaetos chrysaetos, 1799 nucleotides. RefSeq names its product espin like (gene ESPNL). The record is from RefSeq and is a predicted model, not a curated record. Lineage: Eukaryota; Metazoa; Chordata; Aves; Accipitriformes; Accipitridae. Gene Ontology annotation, molecular function: actin filament binding. Gene Ontology annotation, biological process: actin filament bundle assembly. Gene Ontology annotation, cellular component: cytoplasm.